Cryptococcus wingfieldii CBS 7118 is the source of this 1203-nucleotide messenger RNA. Its product is annotated as SAGA-associated factor 73. The record is from RefSeq and is a predicted model, not a curated record. The transcript has 4 exons. Gene Ontology annotation, cellular component: SAGA complex. Lineage: Eukaryota; Fungi; Basidiomycota; Tremellomycetes; Tremellales; Cryptococcaceae. The coding region runs from base 1 to 1203 and encodes 400 amino acids. Gene Ontology annotation, biological process: regulatory ncRNA-mediated heterochromatin formation; RITS complex assembly; regulation of transcription by RNA polymerase II.
AUGCCGCUCAAGCUCAAUCCUCGCUCCCCCCUUCCCCCAUUCACCUUCUCCCUCUCUCCUUCUCCCCAUUCCCAAUCCCAACAACAGGAUGCCUCCCCGCCCCGUCCUCCAGCAGACUUUUUGCCUGAAAAAGACAUGUACCAAUUCGGUACCUAUCCACUUGUAGCGGACGGGGAGCCAGGCAGGGGACUCGUAAAGUGUGAGCGAUGUGGAAAGGUUGGAGUGGAGUGGGCUGCUGGGGAGCAUCGACGCGUGUGUAGCCAUAUACUGGACGGGACGCCACUGGCUACUAGAAAAGGAGGUAAGGGUAUCAAGACGGAUCCAAAGAAACGGCGUGCUUCCGAGGAUACCCCUCUAUCACCUCAAAAACGGGCCAAGGCUUCGCCCAUCCUUCCUACCGUCGACCUCAACUCCCACGACUAUCGAGGUAUGAAGAAGAGCGAUAUCAAAAAGCUCCAAAAGGAUAAGGCCAGACAAGAGAAGAAGGAGGCGAAGGAGAGGGAGAGGUUGGAGAUUGCUGAGCGGAAACGACAACGAGCCAAUAAUCCAAUCAACGUCGACCGACAGUGCGGUGUCAUCAACGACCGAAAUGUUCCCUGCGCCCGAUCCCUUACGUGCAAAACACACACAGUCGGCGCCAAACGUUCUGUCGAGGGCCGUUCCCGCCCAUACGACGAGUUGUACCUUGAUUGGCAACGAGAGCAUAAUCCGAACUUUAAGGAGCCUGCCAGAAAAGAUAGGGUGGAAAAGAAGAAGGAGAAGAAGAAGAAGGAAUUUGGGGAAGAAGGCGACGACGAUGGACUCGAGGGUGAUGAUGGGAGGAGGGAAGUCGGCGAGCUCAUUGCUCUUACCCGGAUGGCAGGCGACCGCGUCAAAAACCACAUCACUACUCUCGGCAACCCUUCCUCAAUCCAGUCUCAGCCGGGCUCCGCUACCCCGGGCCUCAAUUCUUCGUUCCCACCCCUCAGCGCACUCGGGCGCAGUCAGAACAACGCGUCCAACAGGACGACGGCAAAGAAACCGCCUUUCCAGCCAGUGUGGCGGUCAAACGCUGUGGGUGGAGGAGAUUUCUCUGACGUGGGGAGGAUGUUGGUGCAGGCACUGGCGGCGAGGACAAAGCCUUCGGUGCAAGGGGCACAGGGAGUGGGGAUGCCUGGGGCGGGGCUAGGCGAGAGCCAGGGAUUGUCCAUCUCGGCAGUGUAG